This is a messenger RNA of Symsagittifera roscoffensis, 1666 nucleotides long. Its product is annotated as small ribosomal subunit protein eS8-like. The record is from RefSeq and is a predicted model, not a curated record. Lineage: Eukaryota; Metazoa; Xenacoelomorpha; Acoela; Convolutidae. Gene Ontology annotation, biological process: maturation of SSU-rRNA from tricistronic rRNA transcript (SSU-rRNA, 5.8S rRNA, LSU-rRNA); tRNA N1-guanine methylation; translation. Gene Ontology annotation, cellular component: cytosolic small ribosomal subunit; nucleus; ribosome. Gene Ontology annotation, molecular function: tRNA binding; structural constituent of ribosome. The transcript is spliced from 8 exons. Bases 37 to 1572 code for a protein of 511 amino acids.
CCUAAUUGUUGUGAUAAACUUAUUAAAUAGGUUAUCAUGUCAUGUAAAGCAGUGCUAAGUGGUAUCUUGGCUUCCGCUACUGUAAAAAAUGCUUGCAAGCCUAGUAUUGUUUUGAGAGCUUAUUCAGCUAGAAAGAAAUGCGCAUUCUGCAUUUCAAACAACAGAAUUCGACUCGGCUUUAAAACCUACAGUUCUUCAGGAGUUCCAGGAAAUGCGGACCUUCAACUUGAAUGUUUUGACAUUAAUGAAGGAAUCUCAGAAGUUUCAAGUGAAAUAAGAGAUGAUAACGAGACGGAAAUUGAUCGAUUGUGGACUGAAAAAAUUACAAACAAAGCUAAAUCUUCAAGAGAAUCCAUGCCAAGAGCGAUUGAGCGCUAUGAACUGGAGACAUUGUACGACGUAUACAAAGAACAGAAUCCUACUUUAAAUGAUGAAGGUUUGGCCAAAGUGUACCAAUAUGUGGAGAAAUUGAUCAACUAUGCCUACGAAGACAAGGCACCUCCAGAAAUGUCAAUCGCCCAACUUGAAGACUACAUGCGAUUUGAAGAAGAAAGAGCCCAAGACGAACAGAAAGCCCCAGAGCAUCUUUACUUGGACGAAUCAGACAGUAGUUACAAUCCUAUUCGGGUGAAAAAACCAUGCAAUAGUGUGGAGGGCUACUUGAGCUUUCUGUAUAAGACGCACUGGAAGAAAAUGCGCGGGUUGGAGAGAAAAAAUAUGAGGAGCAAGCGGCUUGAAGAAACAUCAAAGCCAGAUCUUCCUGAAUCGUGGUUGAGGGCGUUCAGCAAAACCCAUCAGCGUCAUGUGAAAAUGUCGGGUGAGAGUAAACUGGCGGCCGCUGCCAGAACUGGAAUCCCACUUGUACUGGACAUGUCAUAUGACCACCUGAUGAAUAUACAUGAGAAGAAGGAAAUGGCGAGACAGAUCAUAGCCAUGAGUGAUCUCCUAUCGAAAAUACCAGAACCUUUUCAUUUGUACUUGACAAACUACCAACCUGGAAAUGUAAUCUGGAACUAUUUGGAGCAAACUAAAACGAACCUAUCCACUACUCCGGCACCCAUCACUAAAGUGUUUCCAGUCUCAAAGCUGAUUUAUCUCAGUCCAGAUGCAACAGAAGAUUUGGAAGACUUUAAGCCAGAUGACAUUCUAGUUGUAGGUGGAAUGGUGGAUAAAAGUCUGAAAAAGAAUGCAUCACUUAUUCAUGCCAAGCGGCUCGGGAUCAGGUGUGCCAAGUUUCCCUUGUCAGACAAUGCAAGAGUAAUAGCCUCGAAACCCCUGAAUUUCCUUGAAGUGCUGAACAUCUUACAUCGCUUUACAUACCAUAAAGAUAUUCACCGAGCGCUGUGUGAAGGAAUCAGCAAGCGUAGGCAUCGACACCCCUCGGAGGCUGAAGAAAUUGUCAGAAACCAGGUUCGCAAAGCAGGCAGAUUGAUUGGAGAACCAGCGUUUGUUCACCGUGAGAGAGCCAGAGCUCGGAAAAGGUUAGAAGUUGUGGAGAGGAUGAAUGCGCUUGGUAGUGAGAAAUUGAGGCAGAAGUACGUGGAUCCACAUUCUAUUGAUGCGUGGCUUUGAUUACCGUUUUAUUUAUACUUUUGCUGCUAAAUUGUGAUUUUUUGAUGGGUAAAUUGUGCAAUUAUUAUGCUACAAUUGAAAAUUCUAGCGCAAA